UGUGAUGUGGAAAUCACGAAUCGGCCACCAUAGCGAGCCGCUUGACUUCUGCUUGGUAUUUUGAUUUGUGUUGGCUAAAUUUCCAUAUUUUGCUUUCUUAGUAUUAAAAUAUUUGUUGAAGUACUAUCUACCAUGGCAGUUUCAGACAUUAAAGAGUUUUCUAAGCCCAUUAGAAAAGGAAUUGUCGAUAGGGGAUGGUUAGCUGAUGCAGUCAGUGCAUGAAAACGAUUUAUUGCUUGAUUUUGCAUGAGAUUUUUAACGACUGUACGCGUUCAGAAGAAGGAUAUAUUUAAAUUAGAUAAAAAAAUCCACAUUCUCGAAAUUAAGAGUUCAGGAAAAUGGAUAACAGCGUAAUCUUUUUGGAGAGUUCUUAUCGAUAAAAAGGUUUAGCCUCUAAUUAAGAGACUAAUGAUUAUGCUACCUUAGCACAGUUAGAAUCCUUUACUUUUUGUUGCCUUUUUCUUAAUUCUAUUUUCUCUUCUUUUUGAUUGAUAUUUGAUUAAUUUUUGUCUACCCUUUUUACAAGAAAUUGUGUUCAAACCUUUAUUUCUUUUUGGUUAAUUUCUGUGAAGUAAAAAUGCUUUGAAUAGCAGGAAAUAAAAUAACAAUUUCAACAUCAAAAAUCAAGAAAAUGAUUGUCAGCCUCUUUUGAAAAAAACGUUUAUGAAAACCUUGCCUGAUACUGCACUUCUCAAUGCUACCGUCCACAUUGAAACACUUGGUGAAGUCCAGAUUCCUGUAUCUCUACAGGAUAUUGACAAACUAAAAACAGUUUCCGGGGAGUUAUCUUAUGGAAGAGGAUGCAGCAUUCCUCUCGAAAACUCUUUAAGAUUAGCAAAGGAGAUAACAAUGCCGAAAGUGCUCUUUUCAACACAUGAGAGUUAUGACAUUUGGUCAAUUGUUGGAUGCCAUCUACGGCUACCUGUUGGUGUUAUAGAUGUAGAAAUCAAGCUGACUAAAUUAUUGUUAUAUGAAGCUGGCGGCCAUUACAAAGAAAUAGUCUGUGAUCCCAAACAUUGUGGAACUUUUGGUACGGUGUUUCUUCAAUUACCUGUUGAAGGUGGUCAUGAAGGCGGAGGAAAUGAACAAAUCAUCUUUUAGACACGCAAUGAAACCGGAAGCGCUGGAGCGCCCCGGAAAAAGCCAAUAAAAAAAGCAACAGCAGAAGAGAGAGAGAUCUAAAGAACAAUGAUGAAUUAACACGCAAGUUAUAAGAAAGAUCAAUUCAAACGUUUAAAUCUUGA
Messenger RNA from Daphnia pulicaria, 1244 nucleotides. RefSeq lists its product as uncharacterized. The coding region runs from base 664 to 1101 and encodes 145 amino acids. The record is from RefSeq and is a predicted model, not a curated record. NCBI's taxonomy places the organism in Eukaryota, Metazoa, Arthropoda, Branchiopoda, Diplostraca, Daphniidae. The transcript is spliced from 3 exons.